Salvelinus fontinalis (brook trout) is the source of this 1187-nucleotide messenger RNA. RefSeq names its product mucin-2-like. The record is from RefSeq and is a predicted model, not a curated record. Bases 30 to 1187 code for a protein of 385 amino acids. The transcript is spliced from 8 exons. Gene Ontology annotation, cellular component: extracellular matrix. NCBI's taxonomy places the organism in Eukaryota, Metazoa, Chordata, Actinopteri, Salmoniformes, Salmonidae.
CUGAAGCCCACUUCACCUGGACACUAACUAUGGGGUGGACAACUCUGUGGUUGUGUGUUCUCGCUCUGCCACUAACGAGCGCCGUCCAGGUGAAAGCCAAGAAAGCUCGCCAGUCCAACCAUGUGAACAGCAUCUGCAGCACCUGGGGCAGAGAGCACUUCAAGACCUUCGAUGGAGACGUGUACCAGUUCCCAGGGACGUGUGAAUACAACCUGGCCUCAGACUGCCACUCUGAGUCCUACCAGGAGUUCUCUGUGCACCUGAAGAGGAACGAGGCUACUGAGACCGAGGGGAACCCUACGGUCAAACACGUAGUGGUCACUAUCAACGACCUGGUCUUCCAUCUGACCAAGACUCAGGUCGCGGUCAAUGGAGAAAUUGUAACUCUGCCGUACUACAAUGGAGGAGUCCAACUGGAGAGGAAUGCAGUUUACACCAAACUUUACUCCAAGGUUGGCCUGGUUGUCAUGUGGAAUGGAGAAGAUGCCGUCAUGGUGGAGCUGGACACGGAGUAUACCAACCGUACCUGUGGUCUCUGUGGAGACUUCAAUGGCCUUCCAGUCCACAGUGAAUUUAUUCAUGAUGGUCGUAAAGUGAGCCCCAUUGAGUUUGGAAACAGGCAGAAGGUCCACAGGCCCAACGAGGACUGUGAAGAUCCCUAUGAAGAGGAAGAGGAAGAUGAACCUGCAGACGUUCAGCCUAAAGAGGACACAUGCAAGGAGUUUCAUGCCCAGUGUGACCAGCUCCUGCGCUCGGCGUUGUGGAGCUCCUGUGGUGCGGUCGUGAACCCUGAGCCCUACAUCCAGGCCUGUGUUCAGGACCUGUGUGGCUGCAGCAACACUUCUGAUAGCUUCUGUGUCUGCAGCACCCUGGCAGAGUACUCCAGACAGUGCUCCCACGCCGGGGGACAGCCACCCCACUGGAGAACAACAACCUUCUGUGACAAGCAGUGUCCGUUCAACAUGGUGUAUCUGGAGAGUGGCUCUCCCUGCAUGGAUACCUGUACGCACUCAGACACCAGCUCCCUGUGUGAAGAACACCUGAUGGACGGCUGCUUCUGCCCUCACGGGACUGUGUUUGAUAACAUCUCAAAGCGGGGGUGUGUCACUCAGGACCAGUGUCAGUGCAAACACGACAAAGUUUACAACUCUGGAGAAGUAUUCAGACAGGACCGUGAGGAAUGGUGA